AUGUUCCGAGUCGCGCAACCUCAACCAAAAAAACAGCGUCUCUUGUAUGACAGAGAAAAUCUCCAGAGGGCGUAUGAGGCCACUUUGGGUGGUGUUUCUGCGUACAGAGCCUCAAGGAUGUUCGCUGUACCAGAAACAACACUUAGGGAUAGAAUUAAAGGUCGCGUUGAUGUUGAGGCAAAAGUUGGUCACGAGACCAUUUUCACAAUAGAGGAAGAAAAGAAGUUGUACGACCACGUGACCUAUAUGGCUGAAAUUGGAUUUGGGUACACCAAGAAAUCAGUACAAUAUAUGGGGAGAGAUUAUGCUGAGUCUUUGGGAAAGACAAUGAAGCCGGACCAAAAAUGCCUUAGUGACAACUGGUUUUAUGGAUUUUGCAAACGCUGGCCUGAACUGAAGUCAUCAAAACCUCAAAAACUGGAUCUUUCAAGAGCAAAAACAUCAAGAGAAACACUAAAUAAAUACUAUGAUGAACUUUUCAAUGUACUAACAGAGAACAAAAUAAUAGAUAAACCUCAGAAGAUAUUCAAUAUUGACGAAUCUGGUGUCAACAGUGAACACACCCCACCAAAAAUCAUCUGCAAAAAGGACACUGUGCCACAAAAUAUAACCUCUGCAAGAUCAUCUACAGUAACCAUAAUAGCAGCUGGUAAUGCUGCUGGUCAAAGUGUUCCACCAUAUUAUGUCUUCCCAGGACAACGCUGGAAUGAUGAAUUUUUGAAUGGAGCAUGUCCAGGGUCAGCAGGGGAGAUGUCGAAAUCUGGAUGGUCCAAUACAUCAGUGUUUUUGAACUAUCUGACAAAACAUUUCAUUGCCUAUGUUCCUACAGACAGCGAACAUCCAACACUCAUAUUGUACGAUGGUCACCGCUCACACAUUUCAUUAACAUUGGCUGAAUGGGCAAAAGCGAACAAUGUCAUCCUUUUUGUUCUGCCUCCACACUCAAGUCAUGUAACCCAGCCACUGGAUGUAGGCAUUUUCGGGCCCUUCAAAAACAUAUACUAUCAAGAGUGUCAGCACUUCAUGAAGUUAAAUCCUGGCUUGAACAUCACCAAAUACAAUAUUGCCCAACUUACAGCAAAGCCCUAUCUGAAAGCACUUUCUCCAGAAAAUUUAAUAUCAGCAUUCAAGAAGACUGGAAUAUCACCAUACAACAAAUUAGCAAUUAGUGACUCCCAGAUAGCACCAUCUACAAUAUUUGAUCAACCGGAUAUAACCAUGGAAUCAACAACAGCAAGUGAAGGAACACCAAACCUGAUGCAGAAUGCUGGUGAUGCAAAACAAGCUUCUGAAUAUCCAGCUGUUGAUUUCUUUUCCAAAAAGACAAUCACUCAGGCAGUUAAGCCCAAGCCUAAAAGAUUUGUGCCUCCAUUUAAAGUAACAGGCAACAUGAUGGACGAAAAGAAUGUUCAGCAGCUAACAGCUGCAGCCAACAAAUCAGCAGUCGCUCGUGAUCUUGAAGUUAAAGAAAAGGACACACAAAAGGCACCUAUACCAAGUACAUCUGGACUCAGCAAACAACAAGUGCCCAUUUUGAGUCCUGAGGAUGCGAACAGCGAUGAGGACAUUGAGACCGACUCUGAAUCAUGUUGCGUUCUUCUUCCAUGUGAUGACAUCAUGUCAGCAAUGAGACCUCAAAGAAAGAAUUUCAAGAACUUUAGGCGAUAA
Dreissena polymorpha is the source of this 1668-nucleotide messenger RNA. RefSeq lists its product as uncharacterized. The transcript is spliced from 3 exons. Gene Ontology annotation, molecular function: DNA binding. The record is from RefSeq and is a predicted model, not a curated record. Lineage: Eukaryota; Metazoa; Mollusca; Bivalvia; Myida; Dreissenidae. Bases 1 to 1668 code for a protein of 555 amino acids. Gene Ontology annotation, cellular component: nucleus.